AUGGAAAGGACCACGGCCAGCGGCUCCUUGCUGGGCGAGAUUGGUGCCAACGUGAAUGCUGCCAAGCUCCACGAGACCGCGCUCCACCACGCCGCCAAAGUGAAAAACGCCGAUUUGGUGGAGAUGCUGGUGGAAUUCGGAGGGAACUUCUACGCCCAGGACAAUCGAGGGAGGAAACCUUCCGAUUACAGUUGGAGCAGCCGGCCCACCGCGGAGCGUUUUGAGUAUUAUGAAAAAACGCCCCUGAGGCUGUCCCAUUUCUGUCGCCUCAGCCUUCGGAGAGCCUUCGGCCAGCGGGCCCUGGAGAAGAUCGCCAAGUUGCAGAUCCCCCAACGGUUUAUCGACUUCCUCUCCUACCAAUGACGAUCGAGGAAAAGCUGGCGUCGAGAGGCCGUGGGCCGGCACGCCUGAUGCUCGGAAUUCUUGGCUGCCUGCAUCUCGCCCGGGCCUCCAGUCGUAUCUCAAGUGCCAUGGAUGUACAUACUAUAGAUGAGACGCCCAAAAUUCAGGAGCCCCGUGCAGACGAAUUCUCGAGUAUUGCUGCAUUCCUUCACUCCCUGCAAUGCAGGAACACCGCGGACUCGAGCGUUUCGUUCCGGCUCCCUGUAAAAUAUGUUCAUCCUUGCAUGGCACGGCCGGGACCGAGAGGGAACGUCUGCUUGUUCUUAAACCGAUGCUGCUCGGCUCGCCCCGUUCACCGCUGACAUCGCAUUUGCACGCGAGUUGCGGGAUCAGCCCGCGCUAAUAGCAGCCUAGAGAGGCAGUGUGUGUGAUAUAAUGAUCAAAGUGUCAGACGGGAUCUGGGUUCCGAUUCCCGUAUGGCCCCGAAGGUUACUGCUUGGCACUGGGCCAAUCCCUUCGUCUCAUCUAAGCUGCCUUGCAGGGUUGUUGUGAGGAUAGAACAGGAUAGGGAAGUCUCCCUGAGAGCCAGUGUGGUGUAGUGGUUAAGAGCAGGCUGACUCUAAUCUGAAGAACCAAGUUUGAUUCCCCGUUCCUCUACAGGAGCGUCAGACUCUUAUCUGACAACCUGGGUUUGUUUCCCCGCUCCUCUGCAUGAAGCCUGCUGGGUGACUUAGGGGCUUUCCGCACUG
Messenger RNA from Sphaerodactylus townsendi, 1091 nucleotides. It is a transcript of the gene ASB13, whose product is annotated as ankyrin repeat and SOCS box containing 13. Gene Ontology annotation, molecular function: protein binding. The record is from RefSeq and is a predicted model, not a curated record. The transcript has 3 exons. Gene Ontology annotation, biological process: intracellular signal transduction; protein ubiquitination; positive regulation of protein catabolic process. NCBI's taxonomy places the organism in Eukaryota, Metazoa, Chordata, Lepidosauria, Squamata, Sphaerodactylidae. Bases 1 to 363 code for a protein of 120 amino acids.